Sorghum bicolor (sorghum) is the source of this 1273-nucleotide messenger RNA. Its product is annotated as transcription factor PCL1-like. Gene Ontology annotation, biological process: regulation of DNA-templated transcription. The coding region runs from base 100 to 924 and encodes 274 amino acids. The transcript is spliced from 2 exons. NCBI's taxonomy places the organism in Eukaryota, Viridiplantae, Streptophyta, Magnoliopsida, Poales, Poaceae. Gene Ontology annotation, cellular component: nucleus. The record is from RefSeq and is a predicted model, not a curated record. Gene Ontology annotation, molecular function: DNA-binding transcription factor activity; DNA binding.
AGCCCACGGAUCGCCGUGACAACGUCAGAAAACCAGAAGAAGCCUGCGCCCGCCCGCGGCUAGCCUACCCCACCCGCCCCGGGGCCGGGGGAAUAUGUUAUGUUAUCCCCUCGCGGCGGCCGGCCCCACGACCCCACGGCGCGCUCCGCCCUGCCCUCAUCCUCGUCAACCCGCCACACGGACAUGGAAGACGACGACGACGCCGGCGCCGGCGCCGGCGCGUGCGGCCGCGUGCUCGAGUGGGAGCACGGCCUGCCCACGGAGGAGGAGCUGACGCCGCUCUCGCACCCGCUCGUCCCUCCGGCGCUCGCCGCCGCGUUCCGGAUCGACGUCAGGGGCACCGGCACCGCCUUCCCCUCCUCCCCCGCCUUCGACUGCCCCGUCGUCUUCGCGCACAACUCCCCCACCUCUCACCUGUCCUUCCGCUGCGAGGACGAGGACGAGGACGAGGACGAUGAGGGGGAGGGGGAGAGGGAGGAGGAGGGGGAGGACGCCACCUCCGGAAUCGGCGGCUCGUGCGGAGGCGGGAGGGCCGGGAAGAAGGCGCGGAUGGUGUGGACGCCGGAGCUGCACCACCGGUUCGUCGAGGCGGUGGCGCACCUCGGCGACAAGGGUGCCGUACCCAAGGCCAUCGUGCGCCUCAUGAACGUCGAGGGCCUCACCCGCGAGAACGUCGCCAGCCACCUCCAGAAGUACCGCAUCUACCUCAAGCGCACGCGCAGCCCCGGAAAGCCGCAGCAGCCUCCUCCGGCCUUCCCGCCGGAGUACGGCUCCCACUUCAGGACCCAACAGCUCUCUGACACCUCCAGCCGGAGCGAUUACAGCGCGUUCUCCACUUCUGCCGCCACAGCGAGAAGCUCGAACGCGACAAAGCACUCCAGGCUGUGGGAUGAAAACGGGCCAGACAAGCGUAACACAUUCUGAGAAAGAGCUCAUGGAAACUAGCACGCCGUGUUCACUUAGCCUGUAAGAUGUUUCUCAGGGAAGAGGUAUUGUCCAAAGUGAAGCGAGUGAAGUACAGCAAAUAAAUGAGUAAAUGACGAUGUUGCCGAAAUCAUUGGAACAUCGAGCGGUAGACAUAUAUGACUGAAAGACCGGUAGUACAGCAAUGCCUACUAAAGUUUUGUGAGAUUUUCUAUAGCUUUUGUUAUCUGAAUGUAAAAGUUAAUUUGUGUGACUCAAGUAUUGUAAAUUCUCCAUCACGUCUUACACUAUGAGACUAGUGUGCAGUUAUCCUAAUGCAACACCAUAAUGCUAGUAUUUUUCUUAUUAA